AUGGCUGCUACCUUGAUCUUGGCAGAAGGGCCUUGCCUUGCAAUUGCUGUGGUACACCUCGUGGUACGAGGAUAUACUCGCAAGAGAGUUCGAAUUACUGAUCAAUAUCGAUUAGACUAUGAAGACUCGAUGAGAAGGGCGGAUGCCGAAGCAAACAACAAGGAAUCUGCGAUCGAGCUAAGUCUCUGGAUGAAACCACCUUCUUCAACACUUGGAAACGGACUUCCUCAUCACACACAGCUUAUCCAUGACCACGCCAAUCCUAGCUCUCUUGAUGCUUCUAGACUGCAGAGACUUCCUGAUGAAAUACUGUCGAUGAUCAUCUCCUGGCUCUCAAAAGGGGAUAGCGAAGGUGGCCUUGCUUUCUUUGCCUUGCGGCACGUUUCUCGGCGCUUCCGACGCCUGACAGAAGGCGCUGAGUUCAAAGACCACUAUUUCUCAACCCGGUAUUGUUGCAAGUGGUGUUCUGGAGGCUAUGAAGAUUUGUCGAGUCCUGGAAGAGAUCCGUGGCAGGUACGCCAUUGCUUCGAGUACAACGUGCCAUUCCCGGAUUUGAAGGCUAAAGUUGGGAAGCUGAUGCGAAAGGACUAUGCUUGCAAAACUUGCCAGAGGCUUAGAAAAUCAGAUUCUCUGUGGAAAGAUCCUGUCACUUGCAAGUUUCAAGCGCUCGACCCCUGCUCGCGGUCGUCAUGGUCAAAGUGCGACCCCUGUGGCGUUGAGCACCCUAACGCGUGCUUUGCCAGAUGGCAACGCGUCAAGCCCAAGAGUGUCUGCAUUGGAAGGCAAGGCCAUAUCAUAUAA
Fusarium verticillioides 7600 is the source of this 801-nucleotide messenger RNA. RefSeq lists its product as hypothetical. The coding region runs from base 1 to 801 and encodes 266 amino acids. Gene Ontology annotation, molecular function: protein binding. The transcript is spliced from 2 exons. The record is from RefSeq and is a predicted model, not a curated record. NCBI's taxonomy places the organism in Eukaryota, Fungi, Ascomycota, Sordariomycetes, Hypocreales, Nectriaceae.